This is a messenger RNA of Cyprinus carpio (common carp), 2676 nucleotides long. Its product is annotated as protein RD3-like. NCBI's taxonomy places the organism in Eukaryota, Metazoa, Chordata, Actinopteri, Cypriniformes, Cyprinidae. The record is from RefSeq and is a predicted model, not a curated record.
UAGUGUUAUAACUUUAGCUAUUUACAGCCGAGAUAGACCAUCGGCAUGCUGUGUGAGUGCAUCUGACUCAUUAAGGGACCAAACUGAGUGACUGGCCUCAUGCAUGUCAUGGUUUUACAGCUAAACUGAGACAGCUGCUUGGAUUAAACCUCUUCCAUCUGCUGUCCUCCAGUCCACUGCCGAGCUGCUAGCUCACUAAUAAAACACAUCUGUGGAGGAAACAUCUCAACUUAUAUGCAUACAUUUUCAAAAUAUAUAUAGCCCCACACAUUUGGAAUUUUUAUUUACUUAUUUAUGUAUCGAUUAAACCCGUAAACAUGGAAAUGUAACAUUAUUUCUAGGCCACUAAUCAAAUAAGCAAAUUUGUGGCAAUCAGCAUGUGAGUUCUUUGAACAAGAGCUCAGCUUUCCUUGCUUGCAUUGAAGCUUAUGAGUUUUGAAACAUCCUCACAUCAUGCUGGAAAAUAUGAUCGUGAGGUUUGUAAGCUUUAAUUGGGGGGAAAGAAAAUAAAGCCUCGACGUUAGCCUUGUACCAGAUAACUCGUCUUAGUCACAUGACCUCAUAGCCCACAUAUGCUCGUAAUCUGUUUAUGCAGCGCAUGACCCGUCCUCCCCCUCUCUUCUGCCCUCCCAUCCCGUCUGCCUUUCAGCUGAUGAUGCAUGUGGCAGAAUAAAAUAGGCUUGGCGAGCAUUGCUAUAGCAACCGCAAACAGCGAGGCACUUCAGAGCAGUCUCAAAGAGGAAAUGUGACCUGGGCCAUUACACGUCUACAAGCACUACAAGACAACUGGAUCACUUCUAAAGAACAAAUUCAAGGUGAGCAGCAGAGGGCCGGUGACAGCAGCGAGCAUGUCGUGGUUCAGCUGGAACGAGCCGUACUAUCGGAGCCCAAGACGUGAGGCGUCUCAAGUGGUAACGGACACCCUGAUGCUGGAGCUGAGCUGGCAGAUGAAGGAGGCCGAGAGACAGCAGCGGGAGCGAGACAAUGAGUACCAGCGGCUGAAGAGCGGCGUGGACUACAGCUGGCUCAUGAGCACCCCACGCAGCUCAUUUGACAUCAGCCAAGGAGAGAGACUCGGCCUUGAGGACCUGUGCAGCAAAGUGCCACCAUCAUACUGCGGAUCUGUAAUACAAAGGUUUCGGCAGGUGCUGAUGGAGAAUGAGCCUGAGGUGCAGGAGGUUUCCGGACUCUUCCGCUCUGUGCUUGUGGAAACACUUGAGCGUGUUCAUGAGGAGCAGGAGGCGCAGCGUCUGACCCACCAGUGGAACAACAGACGCUCCAUAAGCCUGUCGCUGAUGAGCUUCAAGUCUCGCGUGCGGAUCAACCCUUUCGGCAGCACCUUGGGACUGAAAUCAAACAGUUACGGCUCGGAGGAAGAUGGAGUAGAUGUCAAGACUGUGUGUGGGGAUGUUGAGAAGGGUCUUGGUCAGACAACGGAGAAAGCGCAGCGCGUGUGGAGCAUGCCGGAGAUUCGGCACAAGGGAAUCAAUGGGAAAGCUUGAGUGUCUGGGAGCGGGAUUCAGCAGGAUCUGGUCCAGUCAACGACUGCCUGAUAUUCCCAGCAUCACCUUCACUGUCAGUGUAUUUAUAUUUCCAGAAAUAUGGAGGUAAGAGGUAUGAUGAUGUUGGGAAAUAAAACUUAAGUCUUAGCAAAGCAAAUAAAUGCAUUUGCUACAAGGACAACACUCCCAACUCAUCACAUAUUGCUGCUUGGUCAGGACUCUUAGGCAUAAUUUUUUACACACAGGGUCCUCCAUUGAUUUAAAUAAGAAAACUUUGGCAUCAGUAUGCCGAAGCAAAAGGCACUGGGAAUUUUAUCGUUGUGAUUAAAUUAUAUAUUGGAUAAUUAUAUUGCCAUUAUUGCAUAUAUGUUGGGGUGUGACUUUUCAAAACAGUCACAACAGUUUUAUUUACAUUAAACUAUUCACACAUUUAUGAGCACAUAACGCAACCCCUGCCCCUAAACCUACCAUUUGUCAAUAAAACACAAUAUGUAACAGACAGAUAUAACUAGUCAUAAUUUAUUCAAAAAGUAUUAAUAUUCCAAGUCUUCCAAGGCAAAACGAUUGAUUUGUGAAAGGAAUUGAUGUGAUCUCCGUAUAUUAAGCCUUAAAGUUCUGCGUAAUUAAGGGUGUGACCACUUGAGUGACAGGUCACUUGCACUUCCGCUAGUGACGUCACUUUCAGUCUUGAUUUUUAUUUUGUGCUAUUGUGAUAACGACCUGAGCAGUCACAAGGAGGAUCAAUAGCAAAGUUGAGUUUCCAAAGGGUUGUUUAUUUAGUGCGUGCACUUAAAACAGUGCGCUUGUGUGUGUCUGAAAGUGCACGUCUGCAGCCAGACCCUUCUCCAUUUUCGAUUAUCCAGGAGUGGCGUGCUGCCAAGAUGGCGACGGUCAGCUCCGCCCACUUUAGGCUUCAAAAAUGCACUUCAGAAACCUAUUAGUGAUGUCACGGACACUAAGUCCAUGUUUUUUAUGGUCCUGACCAAGUAUCAAUAUGUGAGGAGUUGGGAGUGAGAACCUGUUGGAUCCACACCUUUCAUUUUUGACUGAAUGUGCAUAGCCUAUAUGCAGUAAAUUCCUAAAACAGGAAACCAGAUAUUUGCUGAUCACUCAUCAUCAGAUUCAAUUUGUAUGACAAGUUAUUCUGAAAUAGUACAGUUGCCUAAUUUAACUU